This is a messenger RNA of Oikopleura dioica, 1977 nucleotides long. The record is from the annotation of a GenBank genome assembly. NCBI's taxonomy places the organism in Eukaryota, Metazoa, Chordata, Appendicularia, Copelata, Oikopleuridae.
AUGGCAAGAGAUUACGCAGAAGAAGACUACUACGGUCCGGCAAAAGGGCUGAUUUGCUGGGACUGCGUUCCGAAAACAUCGAGAGGAGACGCGGAUAAUUUAGCUUAUGCACAUGUGAUUUGGAAGUUUUUUCAUGAAAACUUUCCCGGCGCGAGGAUUUCGCAGGAUGGAAGGAUUUCGGUCAACGAUGUUGACAAAAUUCUACAGGGAAAACUUUUCCACAAGAAAAAACUCUUCCUCUCCCGAAUUUCGGCUCCAGAAGGAUUUCAGCAAAACAUAGAAGAAUCCGAAGAUGAGUCUCUUGACCCAGUUUUCGACGAAAAAGCACUUGAAAUUGGAAAGAAAGAGUUCGCCAAGCUCAAGGCCAGCGCUGAUUUUGAAGAAAUGAUUCAAGAUGGCGAGAUCGACUAUUACGAGGCGAGAAGAUUGGUCUACUGCUUGUCUUUGAGACUGAACGAGGCGAAUAUCAAGACGGAUAUUAAGGGAACAGUGUAUCCAAGAGUCGGCACAACUCAAGAGAAAACUGGCUUGUAUCAUGAUUGGACCAAUUUCAUUUACAGAAAGAAUCGGUUCUACAAGGAUUAUUGGAACAUCGCCGCCGCUUCUGGAUCCGGAAUCACAAAAGCACACAUUUCGAAUUGGUACCCGAAAUUGAAGCGCGAAUUGGAAAAAGGAAAUCAAUCGACACUCGCGAAGAGUGCAUCUGAAUACGUCAAUGAGGUCUUCCGCCGGUACAACAUCGAUCAAGAAGAAGAAGAAGGAAGCCAACAUGGAUAUCUUUCCAAAGACGCGACUUUGAACUUCAACGAAGCGCGCGAGUGGCUCUACGUCUUCGCAGAUUACAUUUACCUCAUGGAAGAGCGCGGCGAGAUUGAGCAAGAAAUGGAGUCGAUGGCGUUGCCGCCAAGUGACGAUGAAACGGCGGCGGAAAGUGAUUAUGCUACGGAAGCGAGCGAAAUUCCAGAGAUCAGUCAGUGGGAAUCGACGAAAGUGGAAACGACCGUGGUGGAGAAGAAAAAUGUAGCGUUCGAAGAGCCCCUGGAAGAAUAUUUUAACCACGACAUUAAAAUCCUCAAUCGCCUAAUUGACCAAUUAGACCUCAACGUCAUCCAGACCUGGAAACGAGCACUGGCUAGUGUUCAGCAACUCCGAUGCAAUAACAGAAUUUUCGCUGUUCGUGGAGAAAUGUACAGUCUUUUCGGUUAUACUGUGCUGAACAAAUUGAUGAUCAUGAAGUCUUACUGGCUUGGACAGAUGUUUACUAAUUUGAAGAUUCUUGAUGAGCAUCUUGAGGCCUUGGAAACAUACCUCGAAUUCCUCCGAUCAAAAAUCGCCCAGCUAAACGACGACGAAUUCCAGCAAAAUCUGAAAACCAAUCAAAAAAUGGCGAAAGAAGACAUGGCUCGACAGGAGCUUCACGACGACCAUUGCAAGGACUUCUGGAAAGACACGAAUGAAGAAAGACAAACGGGAUCGAAAUUUUACGACGACGAAGAAGUGAUUCUCAACGGCGAUAUUUCCUUCGGAAUCGACGAAAUCAUCAAAAACGACUCGGAAAAAGUCCACGAGCUCAUGGCCAAAAUCGUCAUUUUCAUGAAAAAGCUUGUUUUGCCCAAAACAAAGCUUCCCAUCGCAAAAAAAUCGACGAAAUUUGAGAAUUUCUAUCAAUUCAAGACGGUUUUUGGAGAGUCUCUUGCGAUCAAUUUGACGUAUUUGAGGGAUAUCUGCUUCCAAGACAUAAAUACAAGAAUUGAGAGCAUGAAGAUUUAUUCUUCGAGAAAAACUAGUCAAUUAGUGAAAUUUCAAAAGACGUUCAAUUCGAUGAGCACGAAAUUCGAAGAGUACGAGAUCACCUGCCUGCACAACGAAAGAGGCCACGAAAUCGGAAUCAAACAUACUCCAGCUCUUCCAGAACUCGAUCUGCUUGAUUCCUCGUCGUUUCUGAUGAACCAUGAUUUUUCUAACAGAAGAUUUUGA